Molecule: messenger RNA, 3439 nt
Organism: Aplysia californica (California sea hare)
Lineage: Eukaryota; Metazoa; Mollusca; Gastropoda; Aplysiida; Aplysiidae
Product: kelch-like protein 18
Exons: 9
Coding region: 228-1907 (559 amino acids)
Molecular function (GO): protein binding
Source: RefSeq, a predicted model, not a curated record
CAUGUGACUGUGGACAAAAUGGCGUAGUCCAUGCUCUUUGCGCAUAGCCUGACCAAAAUAAUUAUAACUUCACUGUCUUCACUGUCCAAUGGUUUAAAGAAUUCACGCUACAGCACAGAAUGUGAUUAUAAGACUUGCAGUUUGUCAAAUGGUACUCAGGCGGAACCUGUUGAUGCAGGGAUGAAAGCAAAUUGAUAUUAUUUGACUUUUGCUUCACAUCAUUCAAAAUGGAGAGCAAAGAUUUUGUGACAAGUUUUCAUGCUAAACUGCAUCAGUUGUGGGCUGAUAGUGAACUGUGUGAUGUUCAGUUAUGUGUGGAGGAGAUGGUCAUACCUGCCCACAGAAUUAUUCUGGCUGCUCUAAGUCCAUAUUUCAAGGCCAUGUUUUGUUCUCAUUUGAAUGAAAGACAAGAGUUUCAAAUAAGAAUUCAAGGUCUCAAUGCUCAGGCUGUGAAAGCUGUCGUUCAGUUUGCCUAUACAGCUGACCUUUGCCUAAGUGAAGAGACUGUGCAAUCAGUAAUGCAAACAGCCUCAAUGAUGCAAAUUUCAGCGAUUGAAAAAUUGUGUUGUACUUUUUUAUUAGAGCAUAUGUAUCCUGAAAACUGUUUAGGCAUCAGGGAUUUUGCUCAUGUUAUGGGCUGUUUUGAGCUUAAAGAGGCUGCAGACAAGUACUGUGAAGACCACUUCUUUGAUGUUUCUCAAAGUGAAGAGUUUUUCCAGCUGAAUGUUGAUGAGGUCAUUGGACUUAUAUCUCGAGAUGGCCUGAGAGUUGCCAAAGAAGAAGAGGUGUACGCUGCUGUAAUGAGAUGGGUGGAGUUUGAUCCGGAGAGAAGCAAGCAAGACAUUGUUCGCAUCAUGGAGCAUGUCCGAUUGCCACUAGUACAGUGGGAUUUUCUGACUAAGAAGAUUAGCAGAGAUGAACUGUUUGUGUCAAAUGAGGAGUGUCGCAAUUAUCUCCAGCAAGCAAGAGCAUUCCAAGCCAGUUCCUACCAUCCAGACUUGAUAAAUUUUGCUUUCAACGAAGCUGUUCCAAGAUCUCACCCUCGUGCAUUUUUCUCUGCAGCAGACAGAUUAUAUUCCAUAGGUGGGGAAUCCUCUAGUCGAGAGAUCCUUUCAUCAUUUGAGAGUUUCAGUCCGUACACGAACGAGGCUAAAGAGCUGCCACCCCUUCCAGAGGCAAAAAGGAGCUUGGGAGUAGCGAUUCUUGAUAAAAUCAUCUAUGCAUUCGGAGGUGCUUCCGGAUUCCAGGGAUCCCGAACUGUGCAUGCAUUUGACAUUGAUAAACAGGAGUGGCAGGUCAAAAGUCCGAUGUGUGAGGUUCGGAGCAGUCUUGUGGCUGCUGUGGCCUGUGGAAACAUUCUUGCUCUGGGCGGACAUGGCGAAAAUUCUGUCUUGACUUCAGCUGAAAAAUACAAUGUUGAAUUUAACUCCUGGACUUUUAUACCAGAAUUGCUAGAGCCGAGAAGCAUGGCAGCAGUAGUUGUGAUUGAGUCUAGUCUUUAUUUAUGUGGCGGAUACAAUGGCCUUGAAGAUCUUCGCUCAUGUCAUGUGCUGGAUACAAAGAUCUGGCAGUGGUCAGUGUGUCCCAGUAUGAAUGAAAGAAGGUCAAUGCACGGUGCUGCAGUUUUGGAUGGGAACAUUUAUGUUGCAGGAGGGCUGGGUCAUAAUACUUGUUUGAGUAGUGCUGAAGUCUUCCAUGUAAGCACACAGCAAUGGACGGUCGUCCAGGCGUUGCCGGGAGCCCGACGGGGGUUCGGUCUGACCGUCAUUGGGGAUACUCUGUAUGCAGCGGGUGGUCAUGAUGGGACAUCUGUUCAAGGAUCCAUCUUGAAAUACAACAAAAGCACAGGAGAUUGGGCGAGUAUUGGUCAUCUUAUCACAAAGAGAGGGCGAUUUGGUUUGUUGUGAGAGUUUUGUUUUGUUUGUGACUGAAACUGACAAGGUCCAAUUUGAAGUCUUGAACAGUUUUUUUUGUGUUUAAGUUACAGGGUUUUUCUGGAGAGAAAGAUAAGUUUUGAUUUUGGUUCCGAUUAACAUGGUGGAAUGUGACAGACAAUAAUGCAUUUUUAGAUGCCGAUCUAACCUCACUAGUCGUCAUAUGUUUUUAAUAUAUAUGUCUUGUGUAUGUCUCAUUCAGACUAUCCCUAAAACAAUGUAAGUUUAUUUUUCUACAGUCAAGCGUGCAUAUAGCGAACACACAUUGAGAAAAGAUUUCCAGGUCCUGAUUUUUUUUUAUUCAUGUAUAUUCUUUGUAUUUAAAACAUGUACAUUGUACAUGACAAAAAGAUUUCCACGCACCCCGUCCCCUGAUUUCUCUAUGUGCGUUGUGCAUGUUAGACUGUUUAUUGAAACCUUGCUGAAAUAAUUUGUCACAUGGCAUUUUUUCUGUCCAUUAUGCUACCUAUAACUAUUGUUUUGAACGAAUCAAAUAUGUUUGACUUGCAUACAAUUUUUUGCUAAUCAAAAUUAUUCUUUAUUUACUACUGAUUGUUACAGUUUAUGUAGUUUUGGGCAUUUUGUCUGCUUUUAAUACUUUGCAUAAUUGGUGUUGAAGUAUUUUUAAAUUGCUGAAACUGGUGAUUAAACUGCUGUCAAAAUUGUUUGAAAAAUCAAAUUCUAUUUAUUUAUUUACAUGCACAUGUGGUGUAUUUAUAAUAUUAAUCAGCAUAAAGUAUGACUCGUUUGUGUGUAUGUGAAAGAUCGAGAGUUGUAUUUUGGGGACAUAGCAUGGAAAAUGAUAUGUUCAUGUUAUCAAGGGAAAUGUGUACUUUACAACUGCAGACCUUGUAACCGGUUUUUGUCGUUAUUUUUCUUCCUUUUUUUAUGUUGAAUCCACAAACUACAAUGAAGUGCCUUUUUGGUUGGAAUAACCAACCUUUUCAAGCAACUUUGUACUUGUUGAAGGAGAGGGAAAUUACUUGCGCUUCUGUCUCUUAUACUUAUAGAGAUAUAGUGGCAUGACAUAUUAAAAUGCUUCCAGGUGGUGCCAUCAACAGUCUGUUUAUGUUUGAUUUAGAGAUCGUGCUUAAAUUCUGACUGCUGUGAUUUGUAAUGCCUUAAAGUCUUUUUAUUGAGUACCGGUUUUUGAAUCUUAGAGAAUGAAUUUAUUUGCCCUGGUGCUGCAAUCCUGAUAUGAUACAUUGACUUUCAAAAUUUUGUAUUUUUUAUUUUAGUUUUUAUUUAGAAGAUUGUUUACUACUGCAUGUAAACAUUUUUUGUGUGUUUUUGUUGUUGUUGUGGUGGUGAUUGUUUUAAGUCUACAGAGUGCUUGAUAAGUUUAUGAGAUCUUUUUAAUCAUUAUACCUCAGUGCAUUUUAAAAUGAAAUAUGAUGUGGGCUACCUUAUUUUUGCCUGCAGAAAUCUCAUCUUAGGGUCAUCUCUCACUUAGUAUUACAAUGCAAUAAAACUGGCAUAUAAUUAUGGCUGGAAAAAAGUUAAAA